AUGGUCCCCAUCCGCUCGUCUCCCGUCGUCAAUCGCUCCAAGCGACAGCCGUGGCUGUCCCUCCUUCUCCUCAUCACCACAUUCUCCAACGACUGUCAUGCUUCUGUUACGUCCAAGACCAAGAUCAAGACGCCAGCCACUCUAGCGCCCGAGAGCGUCGUCGAACCUCUUGACGGGGCAUUCGCUACCAUCCUGUAUGACUAUGGAGAAGACAGCGAGGCGCUGUUGCUGGCCACGCGCGUGCUCAUGCGCAGUAUCAAGGACUCCCAUACCAAGUACCGCCGCCUGGUGAUCGUGCCGCAGGACGGACUCCAGGAGAGCAGUGAGCAGACGCUCAAGAGCGACGAUCCGGACGUUGAGAUCGUGCGCACAUCCAUGCCCAAUGUGUUCCGGUACAUGCCGCUCACUGACCAUCGCUCGCAGCUGCUGCAUAUGCGGAACAAACUGGUGAUUUGGGACGACCCGCGGAUCUCGGCGCUCAAGCGCGUGGUGUAUCUCGAUCCGGAGAACCUCGUGCUGCGGAACUUGGACGAGAUCUUUGCCUGCCAUCAGUUGUGUGCCGUGGACAACGGACAGUCGGUCGUGUACUCGAACGGACUGCUCGUUAUUUCGCCCGAGUGCCUUGCUGCACGGAACUUGUACUCGGAUGCGAUCGAUGGGUUCAUGAUCACGGGACGCGAGUACAAUUACAUUGGCAUUAUCCAGGGCUUCAUACCCGGUUUGUUUGAAGCGUUUGAGGAGAGUCCGCUCUUUUUUCUCGGAGGGGAUAGAGGCAAGAAGGAUGAUGAAAGUGAUGGCGCGGACGAUGCUGAUGAUGCAGGCGAAGCAGACGACCAUUCCAUCGUCCAUCGGCUGCCGUUCUACUACAGUAUCAACCACAUGGUUUUCUACGAGCGCAUGAACUGGGACCUGUACAAAUGCAAGGACAAGGAUCUGGCGACUGGAGAGAUCCCUGGCCCGUUGCUGAGUUACAAGUACAGCGGAGCGACGAUCAAGCCGUGGUUCUGGCUGCCAUAUACCUAUUUCCAGGUGUUCUGGUACUGGCAGGAUGUGCGCGACCGUCUUGGAGAAAACCACUUUGGCUACUUCCUUGAGAAAGUGAUGUCCGCCUUUGUGAUUGCGGCCUUUGUUUGGGUUGCCUACGUUUCACUCUGCUUGAAGCUGUUUAAUGAGCCUAGUGGACGACCAAGACGUUUGUCAAGCUCGGGAACACCUGCUCCUGGUAAUGCACAGCCGUUUGACGUGUUCAAUUCGCGUGCGGUGCGUCGAGCCUGUCAGUUUUCGUGCAACAUCUUGCAUGCCGUAGCAUCCAUGCCCCUCGUCUCGGCCUUCUCGAUCGUCGGGCUGCUCACCUGGUGCAGCAUUCAGGUGAUUCCUACGACAAUGCAACCAAGCUACGCAGGCAAGCUCUGGCUGAUCGUACACGAUCUGAUGCUAACCACGCUAUUGCUCGUAUUUGCAGUAGCGCACACGCUGCGUACUGCUCAUUGGAAAACGGACGAAGUGCCUGCGAUUUCCGAGUUACUAGUGGGUGGAGUCUACUGGUGUCUUAAGAAGCUGCCGCUCUUGGUAUUGGCGCAGCUUCAGUUUCUUUACGUGCUCAGGCGGACGGAUUGGUUCCAAGACCCGGUGCUUCGUCCAGUGAUGGCCAUUGUCUUCUUCACUGUUGCUCUCUCCGUGGAAAGUCGUAUCCUUAUUGUCGAGAUGCACCGUGUCACUCGGAACUAG
Molecule: messenger RNA, 1728 nt
Organism: Peronospora matthiolae
Lineage: Eukaryota; Oomycota; Peronosporomycetes; Peronosporales; Peronosporaceae
Source: the annotation of a GenBank genome assembly